GGGAGUCUGUGAUGGCAGCAGUUAGAUCUAGAGAGGGGGCCAACCGCGCGCGGGGACCACCUCUCGCUUCGUGUUCCCAACCUGCGUUUUCAAACUCAGCUGUUCGCACAUACACACAGUGUCUCGCUCGCUCGCUGGGGGUAUUCCUACACAGACUCCCUCCCUCUUGGCUUGGCCCCCUCUCUCUCUAUCGCCAGCCAUCGUACACACGCUUUUAGGGGGGAUGGUCAGCGCCACCCCCACAAACUGGAAAUAUGAACUCCUCGCAAAAUACGCACGCAGUGGCUCCACACAGGGCUCCACACCUCCCCAACCACAGCUCAACGCCCCCACAGCGGCGGCUCCAACGCCACCGCAAGGCAUUCCCCGCUUCUUCAGAAAAAGAAAAAAGCACACCUCGGCAUUAGCGAAAGAUUUGGCAAGAGCGGCAUACUUGCGGUUUAUUGAGAGGCAGCGGGAGAGACUACCGACGAAUGAGGAGAUUGAUGAGUUGUGGGAUAGGCUGGUGGAGAGGGCUGAUGGGAAGGGAGAUGACAAUGAGGACGUUGGGGAUUUUGAGAAGCGCAUAAGUUACCGGGGCUUCGUCGCACUCAAGCAAGUCAUGCCCGUCACUCUCCAUCCGUAUUUCCAACCCUCGAUCUUCCUGGCAUUGCUGCAAGGAGUCGGCGAUGACACGAUCGCGAUCGUGCAGUUCUUCAAUCUCGUCGUUCGCCAAGUCUCCCUCCUGCAAGCCCGCACAGAUCUCUCAGUCUACGACACGGACCACGACGGCUACCUCACGGAACCGGACAUCCAGGGCUACAUCGCGGACCUGAUGCCCUCGCUGCAUCUCGACAUCCCGCCCACUUUCUUCAAGAUGUACUGCGUCACGGCGAGCAGGAAGUUCAUGUUCUUUUUGGAUCCGAAGCGGAGGGGAAAAGUAAAAAUCCAAACCCUCCUCCUCUCCCCAAUCCUCACCGAACUCUUCGAGCUCCGCGACCCGGAACUCUCCGAGGAGUUCAAGCGCACCAACUGGUUCUCAGGUUUAUCCGCUUUACGUGUCUACGGCCAAUUCCUGAACCUCAACCCAACAAACGACCCCACCCGCCCCGAAUUCAAGGAUAAAGGACUGGAUAGGGUGCAGAUGAGCAAAUACAAGGGCGGGAGUCUGACGCCGGUUUUCUUGGAUCGGGUGUUUCAAGAGACGCCAUUAUUGAAAGGACGCAUGACAUACCCCCACUUCCUCGACUUUGCCCUAGCCACCGAGAACGCGCACACCCCCGAAAGUAUCGCGUACUGUUUCAAGUUCCUGGAUCUGCGGGGCGAGGGGUGGAUCGACGGGCCGGCGGUCAUGUAUUUCUUCAACGCGGUCGUGGAGCGGAUGAUGGCGGGCGGCCACGACCCGAUCGGGAUUCGGGAUGUCAAGAACGAGAUCUUUGAUAUGGUCAACCCAUCUGACCCGAGGCGGAUUACACUCGAUGAUCUACUGGCGUGCGGCGUCGGCGGGACCGUCGUCAAGAUGCUCAGUGAUAUCGAGGGAUUCUUGGCAUACGAGACGCGGGAGAACGUGGAUCCGGGGAUGCUUGCGCCCGCUUUGUGAUGGGGUUACCAUGCAUGGACAUUUGGGAGACUUCCGCGAGAGGUUGAUAUUAAGAGACCGGGCUGUUUUUUUGGAGUACGCGAUUUUGGAUGGGUUCGUGGGAAGAGGCGAGAGGGGGAAGGAAAGGGGGGGCGGGGGUUAUCAGAUCUCACACUGCAACGGACAACUUUUUUUUGUCAUAAUUUUUUUGG
Molecule: messenger RNA, 1770 nt
Organism: Fimicolochytrium jonesii
Lineage: Eukaryota; Fungi; Chytridiomycota; Chytridiomycetes; Spizellomycetales; Powellomycetaceae
Exons: 11
Coding region: 224-1579 (451 amino acids)
Biological process (GO): regulation of dephosphorylation; cortical cytoskeleton organization; microtubule cytoskeleton organization
Cellular component (GO): spindle; centrosome
Source: RefSeq, a predicted model, not a curated record